This is a messenger RNA of Oldenlandia corymbosa var. corymbosa, 1371 nucleotides long. Lineage: Eukaryota; Viridiplantae; Streptophyta; Magnoliopsida; Gentianales; Rubiaceae. The record is from the annotation of a GenBank genome assembly.
AUGGAGCAGAGGUUAGCUAAUACAUUCCGGAUGACUUUGAAUGAGAAGAAGUUUAUAGAGGCUGCUUUGGCUGUUGAGGAAGCGCCUAUCAGAAUAGAUGGUCGUCGUCCCUUUGAGUACAGGGAGUUAACUAUCAAAUUCGGCAGGGAAGAUGGGACAUGUGAGGUGCAGCUUGGCCAGACUCAUGUCAUGGCAUUUGUGACUUCCCAGUUAGUGCAGCCAUAUCGAGACAGGCCCAAUGAAGGAUCUCUUUCUAUAUUCACAGAGUUUUCUCCCAUGGCUGAUCCUUCCUUUGAGGCAGGUCGUCCUGGGGAAUCUGCUGUGGAGUUAGGGCGUGUAGUCGAUCGUGGUUUGAGAGAAAGCAGGGCAGUAGAUACUGAAUCGCUCUGUGUUGUCUCUGGGAAAUUUGUCUGGUCUAUUCGUAUUGAUCUUCACAUCUUAGACAAUGGGGGAAAUCUUGUUGAUGCUGCCAAUAUUGCUGCUCUAGCUGCUCUCUCAACAUUUCGAAGACCUGAAUGUUCACUAGGAGGUGAUGAUGGUCAAGAAGUGAUAAUACAUUCACCUGAGGUCAGGGAGCCGCUUCCUUUGAUUAUACAUCAUCUUCCUAUUGCAGUAACCUUUGGAUUUAUUGGCGAAAAAUGCAUGUUGUUGAUAGACCCGACGUACCUUGAAGAGGGUGUUAUGCGCGGAAGAUUGACUGCCACCCUUAAUGCAAAUGGUGAUAUUUGUGCAAUCCAAAAAGCUGGUGGAGAUGGUGUCGAGCCGAAUGAAAUCAUUCGGUGCAUACGUAUUGCUGAAGGAAACGCUAAACGUUUUACUGAUAAGAUAAAGGAAGCUGUUGCCUUGUACGAUACAGAAAGAGCACUACGAAAGAUUAAGCGGCAGCCUUCUACUGUGGCUGUUUCUGUUGGUGAACCUAGUCAGAAGGAAGUUAAGGAUGUGUCAAUGGCUGACGGUGAGAAAUUGUUACCGAAACAAGAGGAAAAAAGUGUAAGUCGAGAUGAUGACAUGGAAAUUGAACCCCGACCAGAACAAGAUGUUGCUGAGAGGAGACAGAGCAGACUGAACAGUUUCGUUGGUGGACCCUCGAGUUGGGAUCCGGUUUCAAAAGGUGUUGAUUUUGAUGGAUUGCAAGCAUCUCUUGCUUCGCGAGGAGAUGGAAUGGCUGUUGCGAAGCUAGAGAAAUCAAUGAAAGAGAAGUCAGCUGAAAGACAAACAACUGACAUAGCUCCUGUCAGGAGGGCUUCACAUUCAUUAGAUCAAGCUGCUGGAACUGGACAACAAGGAAAUGGAGAAAAGACCUUAAAGGACGCGGUGAAGCCUAAGCACAAGAGGAAAAAGAAGGUGGCAUCAAAAAGUGUUGCAAAUUAG